Messenger RNA from Chelonia mydas (Green sea turtle), 7192 nucleotides. It is a transcript of the gene ERCC8, whose product is annotated as ERCC excision repair 8, CSA ubiquitin ligase complex subunit. Gene Ontology annotation, molecular function: protein binding. The record is from RefSeq and is a predicted model, not a curated record. Gene Ontology annotation, biological process: protein polyubiquitination; transcription-coupled nucleotide-excision repair; proteasome-mediated ubiquitin-dependent protein catabolic process. NCBI's taxonomy places the organism in Eukaryota, Metazoa, Chordata, Testudines, Cheloniidae. Gene Ontology annotation, cellular component: nucleotide-excision repair complex; Cul4A-RING E3 ubiquitin ligase complex. The coding region runs from base 186 to 1433 and encodes 415 amino acids. The transcript is spliced from 12 exons.
UAACGCUGUGAGUGCCGUGUACAUGCCCUGCCCCCCGCCUCUGUUGCUCCUGCCCAGAGGCAGGCUGUCGACUAUUCAAUAACGGCGCUCUACAUUGGACACGGUCGUUUCGCACUGAGCCAAUCGGCGUCACCCUAUUCACAACAUGGCGGCGCUCCUUGAUCUGGUACUGGCUUGGUCCCGCCAUGUUGGCCUUCAUUUCGGCCCGCCAGGCCGGUCUCGACGAUCCGCUGCGGUUGCGCCGGGCUGAGUCCACCCGGAGGGUACUAAGCUUGGAGUUAAACAAAGAUAGAGAUGUGGAAAGAAUCCAUGGAACUGGUGUUAACACCCUGGAUAUUGAACCUGUUGAGGGAAGAUACAUGUUAUCAGGUGGGUCAGAUGGUGUUAUUGUACUUUAUGACCUUGAAAACUUCAGCAGAAAACCAUGUUAUACAUGUAAAGCAAUUUGUUCUGUGGGCAGGAGCCAUCCUGAUGUACACAAAUUCAGUGUAGAGACGGUUCAAUGGUAUCCUCGUGACACUGGCAUGUUUACAUCAAGCUCAUUUGAUAAAACACUGAAAAUAUGGGAUACAAACACAUUACAACCUGCAGAUGUGUUUAAUUUUGAGGGAACAGUUUAUUGCCAUCAUAUGUCUCCAGUUGCUACCAAGCAUUGCUUAAUAGCAGUUGGUACCAAAAGCCCCGAAGUACAGCUUUGUGACUUGAAGUCAGGAUCCUGUUCUCAAAUUCUGCAGGGUCACAGACAGGAAGUGCUGGCAGUGACCUGGUCCCCACGUUAUGAGUAUGUCUUGGCAACUGCAAGUGCUGACAGUAGAGUAAAACUCUGGGAUGUGAGGAGAGCAUCUGGAUGUCUGAUUACUCUUGAUCAGUACAAUGGGGAGAAGUCAAAAGCAUCUUCUGAAGCAGCAAACACUGCUCAUAAUGGAAGAGUUAAUGGCUUAUGCUUUACAAGUGAUGGACUUCAUCUUCUGACUAUUGGUACAGAUGACCGGAUGAGACUCUGGAAUAGUUCCAGUGGGGAAAACACAUUGGUGAACUAUGGGAAAGUCUGUAAUGAAAGCAGAAAAGGACUAAAAUUCACCAUCUCUACUGGCUGUGAUCCAGAAUUUGCGUUUGUACCAUAUGGUAGCACCAUUGCUGUUUAUACAAUCUACUCAGGAGAACUGAUAACUAUGCUUAGGGGACAUUAUAGUACUGUUGACUGCUGUGUAUUUCAGCCUAAUUUUCAGGAACUAUAUAGUGGUAGCAAAGAUUGCAAUAUCCUUGCGUGGGUUCCAGCUCUACGAGAGCCAAUGCCUGAUGAAGAUGCUGAAAAGAUGGUCUCCAACUUGUCCCCCAUCUUCCAAGCUGGGCUCCCUCUGCUUUGUGGCUGGGACAGGAGCUGCUGCAGCCUGACAAGGAGCCUUCCUGCAGGUAGGAGGCAGACCCAGUAAGCAGGAGCUGGUGUGGGUUAAUGACCUGGCAUCUUCCCCUACCCCGCAGUAAUACUGGAGUUUUGGUGUCCGGUCAGUGCAUCUGACCAGACACUGCCAGGUCCCUUUUUUGACUAGACUUUCCAGUCUAAUACCAGGCAUCUGGCAACCCUAAAUGGCUCCCGGACAAGAAGCCAAAAACCAGACUGUCUGGCUAAAAUCCGGGCAGGUGGCAACCCUACUUUUGCUUUCUCCUCCUGAAAGAGUGUUUGCUAGGACUUUUCUCCUGCACAGAGUCUCUCCCCGUGCACUGUAGCAUGCUCACUGUCCCUCUCCCACCCUGCAGCAUGUCUAGGCAUGCGGAGAAGUCUCUCCCUCCUGUGCAGCCCUGCCUCAGACUGCAGCCUCAUGGGAAUUGGCUGCAUGGACUAUCUGCCUUUCAGCCCAAGGAUUUUCACUCUGCCAGGAAAGUGGCGUAGAUCUGAGGCAGCAGCAGAAUGGGAAUUUUGCCCUCUGAGCAUCAGCCAUAAACCAUGCUGUGCCAUGAAAAGGGGCUCAGACUCUGAAAGGUAGGGAAGGGUCUCUCAAUGCCCCUUCCCAGCUCCACAGUGUGGCUCCACGUUAAAGCCUUGAGCACUUCAGGCAGUCUGUGACCAGAACAGAGACACCUUUGUGGGAUUACAUAAGGGUACAUGAGAAAUCCCUUCGCAUGUUCAGAAUGAUACUGAUUUCCUCAGUAUAGCUCCAAGUGGUACUAGAUUACUCAUAUAGUACUUACUAACUAGGAGGAGCAGGCAAACAAUCUUUCAAGCUUCUGGGACAUCUAACAACUAUUUUCUGAACUGAGGGAUGUAUAACAAUAUCACUCUAUUGUACAGUCCCCAGAUCAGGAUGAAUAAUGUACCACUUGCCCCUAUAAGCAGAUGGGGAAGAAGAGAAAAAGGCAUUGCCCGCACACACACACAAACCAAAAAAAUCCAGCAGAACUUUUCCAGGACCAGAUGGAUGUCUCUUAGUGGCCUGGAAGAAACUUUUUAUUAAUAGAUCUUUCUUUUUGAGCAUUAUGAUGAUGCAUGUUUUCCCACUGAUACCUCCAAAGAAGGAGAGCAAAAUGAGGAUACCUGAUUAAACCAAGUCUUAAACUAAAAUGUGUUUUUAUAUUUAUAUUAGGGCUGUCAAUUAAUCACAGUUAAUGCAUGCAAUUAAUUCAAAACAAAUUAACUAGAUUAAAAAUAUAGUUGUGAUUAAGCACAGUUUUAAUCACACUGUUAAUAGAAUACCAAUUUAAAUUUAUUAUACAUUUUUUUUGAUCUUUUUCUACAUUUUCAAAUAUAUUAAUUUCAGUUACGACAAAGAAUACAAAGUAUACAGCGCUCGCUUUAUAUUAUUUUUUAUUACAAAUAUUUGCACUGUAAAAAGAUAAAAGAAAUAGUAUUCUUCAGUUCACCUCAUAUGAGUCCACUCAGUUCUUCUUGUUGAGCCUGUCGCUAAGACAAACAAGUUUGUUUACAUUUAUGGGAGAUAAUGCUGCCUGCCUCUUAUUUACAAUGUCACCUGAAAAUGAGAACAAGUGUUCACAUGGCAUUGUUGUGGCUGCUGUUGCAUGGUAUUUACAUGCCAGAUAUGCUAAACGUUCGUAUGCCCCUUCAUGCUUUGUCUUGUAGGCUCUUUGUUUUUGAGUGCAGUCAUAUAAAAGGUAAGUUGCACUUUCAUGAUACUGAUUGCAUUACAGUACUUCUGCAGUGGCAUGGGGAAAAGGAUCUGAAGCAGAAGCUUCCAAGGAAAUCUAGAUCAAUAUUCCUCGAAACCAACAAAAUCCUCAGCAUAACUAAAUCCUUCUUUCUGAUUCACCCUCUGCAUCCAGAGUCCUAAGUGGCUGGUUGUAAUCACAAGAAGAGACAGCGCACAAACCACAGCAUGCAGUGCUACAACCUAUACUCUGGAUUGUCUCCAAGCACAAGACUUUGCAAUAACACCAGGAAAAGCUCCCCGAUUCCUUAGACAAACAUAAUUCACCUAGGAGUGGAGAUACACUUCAGUGACAAGAUCCACCCAUCUAGGUUCCAGAUGAUCCAAGAUAUGAUAUCCGUGCUGGACAAAUGCAUAAGGCCAACCAUAGUUCAGAGUCUCUAUCCACUGGGCCUUCUGCUCUCGUACACAUGGGUCUCCCGAAGGACUAGGUCACACAUCUGGUGUCUCCCGGCCUUUCUUAGGAGUAUGGGACCAUUCCUUGGAGUGAAUGCAAGACCACUUUCCAGUUCCAAACCAGGUGCUGGAAUCCCCUAAAUAAUGGAUAGUCUCAGAGAACAUCCACAGGGAUCUUCCCAUAUACCUUCCAGGCCUGUUGCUUCUCACAACAUAUGCCAGGCUGAAGAGUGGGGGAGUGUUUCCGGGAUCCAGAACAGCAUAGUGCAUCAGGAGGGCAACCAUGUCUUGGUUCAGCCAGGUAACCACGACUGCAUACAUAAACAACCGAAGGGGAACAAGGAGUGUAGAAGUGAUGGAAACAAUGAAAAGACAAAGAAGAUUCUCCCUUCCCUAAAGGUGAUACAUAUAAAAGGGAGAGCUAAACCUAAAGGCAGACUGGCUCCGCAGAUGCAAAGUCAACUACUCAGUGUGAUGCCUGCACCAGGAAGUCUUCACUCUGAUCUUGCAGACUUUCGGUCUCCCUUCAGUUGACCUGUUUGUCAAUUUCAGGAAGACAAAAUGGCCAAAAUUCUUUACCUAGCAAGCAGACCCCACGGGGACAUAUGCUGUGUUGCACAGAUGGCCGCAAGGCCUGCUACACACAUUCCCAUCCUUUCGUCUUCUAGGGAAGGUGAUCCAAACAUAAGGCAAGAAGAAGGAAGGGAGACAGUGCUAACUACAUACCAACCAAGGAGACCCUAGUACUCUGAUUUAGUAGAAUUAAAGCUGGAACCACUGUUGCAGCUUUUGGCAAGACCCAACAUCUUUUUUUCCCAAGACCCAUUUGUCCACCCAGACCCAGAUAGUCUUCAACAGGCAGCUUGGCUAUUGAAAGAGGGAAGCAUUAGCUGCUCUCAGCCAGUCUUCUAAAAUGAUCAGGACUCUUCUCUCAUCCAGGAGAGCUUCCACACUAAAACCUGCUCCUACAAAUUCAGUUCAUGAUGCAGGAGCACAGCAGAGGUCCAAGGGAUCCUAGGAUUCUGGCCACUCUGGACUUCCUUCAGGAAUAUGUGGAUAAAGGUCUUUUGCUCAGCACUGUAGCCUACCAGCCGCCAGCCGUAAGUAGUGUAUGAUUUACAGGAUCCGUGGGCUCCUUGGCAGAACCCUCAGGUAUGCAGAUUUGUCAGAGCAAUCAGACUGGCCAAACCAGUGGUCAGACCGAUCUUCCCUAAGUGGGAACUACCACUGGUGUUGAAAGCCCUAACCACCCAACCACCCUUUGAGCCUCUGACUAUUUGUUCUGCCCAUGGCCACAGCACCUGACCAAGAAGCAGUGGCACACCCUAGGUGUCAGAAGAGCACUGAAUAUUUAUAUCAAGCAUACAGAAUGCUCAAGGAGAUCGGGCUGUUUUCAUUUCCUUUCAUCCCGAGGUGCCAAGGCUUAGUAUCUAAGCUAUCCCAUACCAAGUGGAUCGGACUGUACAUUGCUGAGGCAUACAAGUCAUUCAGCGUGCCGGUUCUGGAAAAUGAAAGUGCAUUCUACAAGAUCCAUGGCAACCUCAUGGGCCAAAAGAGAGGCACUUCUACAACAGAGAUCUGUGGAGCAGCCACGUGAUCAUUGGCUAAUGCCUCUAUCAGACACUAUAGGGUGGAGUUUCUGCAUCCACAGAGGCCUUUGGCAGGAAGGUGCUGCAGGUGGUGGUCCAGACAUAACCUGGCCAUUUGAACAAUUCAAAAAGUGGGGUAUAUCCUAUUUAUGUUCACUUCUCUGUCCCUCCCUAUUCCAGUUCACUGCAUGCUACUUCUCAUACAUAUCUGAAUUGUGGGAGAUACUUGGUUGCAGAAUGGAAAAUUUCUUACCCAGUAAUUUUCUGUCUGCUAACAGGAUCAUCCCCAAUUAUACCCUGCUGGAUGGCUUCACAACCAGGAGUCAGCAUUUUAUUUGGAUAGUCACCAUGUAGGCAGUGGCCUACUGUACAUAAUUCAUUAAUUCACUGAAGUUGUUAAUUUUCUAAGAGCUUUCUCACAGCUGUGGAAUGAAUCAUCUGGCAGCAAGCAGGAGAAGGUGUGUGGCUAUUACAGGCUCUCCUGCAGCUUUGAACUGCCUCUGCAAAUUGUAGACAGGAAGGGAAUAGCCCAUAUGUAACAGAAUUGUGGGAGAUGCUGUUAGCAGAAAAGAAAUUACUGGGUAAGAAAUUUUCCAUUCCAAUCCAUGUGUCAGAAAUCAUGUGACUAAGUCGGUCAUAUGCAGGAUACUACUAUCUUUCAUAAUGUACUCUUCUAAUCUGUUUGUUUAUAGGAUGGACAACCAUCAGCUUCAAAAAUGCUGUAAAAAUCAGAGAAAAUUAUUAGUUUAUAUUCAGAUAGUAAUGUAAGAAAUGACUUGAGUAGUGACCUUAAUUUAGUUCUUAAUAAUUACAUAUUUUAUUAAAUCAUAAUUAAAUUUUAAUGAUUUCACUCACUUUUCAAAAAGCAAACUAUUGAAAAAAAAUCUCUUAUCUUCUACUUCAGCAACACUUAAAUCCAGCAUUUGAAGAUGGAUGGAGCAGCAGUGAUGAUGAAGGAUGAAUCUCAAUUAGCUGUUGAUAUAAAACUGACAUUCAUGCACCGUGUUUGUGAAGAAAGGACUUUAUCUGCAGAAUUGAACAAGUAUUUGUCAUCAGCUUCUUUGUAGAGUUCCUUAAAGCUCAGGCUUUCAGAAAUGAGAUUUUCUUGGAAAGUUACUUUCUUGUACUGUCUUAAUGUUUCUUCUGUGUUAUUACUAUAUUUUGAAAUUGUAUUCUUUUAUUUCACCUGGCCUUCUCACUCUCUUCCCAUCCACCCCCGCCACCCCCAAACUUUAGGCAAAGCAAUUUGGUAUAUUGUACCUAGUUGUUGAGCUGCAUAUUAAGAAAAGCAAAAUUUCUGAUGAUCAGAUGCUAGUACACCCCGUCUCUCUUCUGGUGUCACUAAAAUAGUGAGGACUGAUGAUUCCUUCUAUUUUCAGGGGAUCUAAAUGGGGCAGAUUGAGACUAGAUGAGUGUGGAGAGGAGCUGGGAUGUGUAAGUCCCAGUUCCUUUUGUAUUAUCCCCAUUUUACAGGUGCCUCUCCAUAGGUGCAUUAUGGAAUCCAGCUUCCUCAGUUAGAAUUGAGGCAUUAUCUAUAUAGGUAUUUAUAUAGCCCCCAUCAAUUUAAUAUCUAACCCCAUCCCAGGUAUUUAAAAAUAGAAGCAAAUUACAUGGAAUAAGAUCUUAUUGGUCCUGUUAAGGUGAUCAUAAGAUCAGUGGGCAUCCUCUGCUGCAUGAACCCCCCACCUCCCCCCCGCCCCAAGUGGAGGGGAGAAUUCAUGGAUAGCGGCAGGCAAACACUGAAUGGACUUGGCUUCUGUGACAGCCAAAGAGUCAGGAGGAGGAGGAGAAAGGGAAACCUAGUGCUGAGUCACUGGGCUUCUGCCAAUGUGCUGUGACUUAGGAGGUUGAACCUCCUGCCUGUUCUGGGUGUGCAAGAGCUGCUCUCCCUUUCUCAACAAGACGACUGAGAGGAAUCUCAGCAAGCUGAGAGUCUCCUGUCUGUGCUGGGUGUGUUUUCCCUCUUUUGGUUAUAAUGUAGCCUUAUGGAUUUAAUAAACCUCAAGUCAGAAGAAAAAUUUGAAUAAAAUGGAAAUGUAAAAAACA